Messenger RNA from Venturia canescens, 1736 nucleotides. RefSeq lists its product as uncharacterized. The transcript has a single exon. Lineage: Eukaryota; Metazoa; Arthropoda; Insecta; Hymenoptera; Ichneumonidae. The coding region runs from base 170 to 1282 and encodes 370 amino acids. The record is from RefSeq and is a predicted model, not a curated record.
GCGAGCUCCGAUCCGCAGUUACGACUCGUCAGCCGAUCUGUCAAAAGAUUUUGUUCAUCCCCUUUAGAGAGAAAAAUAUUUUUCGUUUGAAAUUCGGGUAGAGGUAGUUCGUUUCCUCAUCGUUGCCCGGCUCCCCUCAACGAGUUGUUGAUCAGUGAAGAUUCAGAAAAUGGCGAUCGCGAUGACCGAGGAAAUGGGGGCUUCGCUGCAUCGCGGCCUGUCGGAGUGGUGGAGCGAGGAAACCGAGUACAUUUUCCAGAGGAUUGAGCGAUGGGCGGCCCUGGCGCGAGGCUACAAUCGCCUGCGUUCCCAGAGGCUGUCGCGGGGGCGUUUGACGAUGCAGGAAGAGCAGGAGCCUCGGUGGAGCAUCUCGUCGAACAAGAUAGUGAUCGAGGACCCGGACUGGUCGCCGCGUUUUCACAACCUCCGGAGAUCCCAUCGAAGGAAGUCCCGCACCGAUGAGAACUGCCGCAUCAAUUGUUGCGGCACUUUCAAUUACCAAUCGAGCUGCAACCUCGACAGCAACUGCCUCGAAAACUAUCGCUACGAUCACAGCAUUUAUUUCAAAACGAUCGGCGACAUCAAGAGUUCCAAGAGGGACGGAGCUUCGGUGAGCGACGAAGAGAACGAGGGAGCAUCCGGCGACGAGCGGGUCGAGUGGGAGGCCAAAAGUCCGAUCCAACUUUUCGAUGAAUUUUGCAACAACGAUGAGCCCGUGGAGGAUCCUGUUUACAAAGUCCCCGACGACGAUGCCGGCGUGCGUAUUCGCGUCAACGGUUUCUCCUUCGACGAGAGAUCGAGCUUCGACGAACCCCGAGAUCGAGCAAAACAGAGCGUUUGGCCCAUCGUCGAUCUCUCCAAACUCAGCCUCGACGUCGAUUCCCAAAACGAUAACUCCACCGACGAACCCACUCGCAUCGACAACUGUGACGACCUCAACAGUCGAAACAGCGACUACGAUAACAACAAUUCCGACGAGAGCAACCUCGACACGACAGAAAAAAUGAUCCAACUUCAACUCAGUCAAUUAACGACCAACCAAACGCGCUUAGACUCGAGCCUCCAAACUCUCGACAAUUCAAUUACCUCGCCCAAGAAUCAUUCGACUUUACCAAGGAUCACGAGCAUGAGGAGAUCCAGAAGAAGCUCGAGGAAAGUUCGACAACCGGCGGUCGUCGGUGACAACAACGUUCUGUGGCCGAGUGUUUUGCUCAAUUACACGAAAAACGCCGACAACUCGGCCGUCUCGCCGCACCACUAUCGUGCAUUUCAAGUCAAAUAAGCCACGACUUUCUUUCAUUUGGUUUUGAAACACUUCAACGACGAAGAUUCCUCAAUAUUCUUAAUAAUUGCGGGGCAUUUUUAUUUCGUGUAUUCUCCGAUUAAAAUGUUGAGAAAUUCCGAUAAGCGACUUGUCAAUGAAUCUUCACCACGGUCAUUGUACAAGGCACUGCAGUUUCGUUCGUCUUUGGUUUUCCAUUUUUUUUCUCAGCAUUCCGGUCGGCCAGAAAAAAUCUGGCUCAAUGAAUCCAACGUUGGCGAGCUUGUUUUUUUUCUCUGACAAAAAGGUCCCAAGGCACGAAUAUUAUCCUGGUGAUAAAAACGGUUAUCAGCUUAGCCGCACGUAGAAUCUGUGAUCGGCAUCCUUCAACGAUUUUUAAUGUUGUUUUAUUGGUGAUAAGAGUGAGCGUGUUAUGUAACGAGAUGAGUCAAUAAAAAUACUUGAAAAUUUGAAA